GGUGGUCAUCUCGUUGUGGAUCGGCUCGGUUCUCUUCCCCGGGUCGACCGGAUCGCGGUCGCGGCAGACCUCCUCUCCGCGGCGAAAACAGAUAUUCUCCCGUACCUCUUUUUUUUUUCCCCCCUGCCAACCUGCGCGGCGGGGAGGGAAGAUCGAUUCGAAGCCGUCGCUCAUCGGCCGCGCACGCGGGACGACGACGCGCGAUUGACAGUUGGAACGCGAGGACGGACGGGCAGGUGGACAGUGACAGGUAGACAGUCACCAGAGCGGGCUGCGGGACGACGCGCACGACGGGUCGUAGGUCGCGCGAUGACGUAGGGGUGGCCGAUAUCUCGCGGCGAACGACGGACGGUGGGCGGUGCGGUGCGAAUGGCACGAUCGGCGCUACUUGGCUGACGCGAUCGCGAUGGGAAUUGUAUCGGGAAUGCAGGCUCGCGCACGCGGAUCUCGUUGAUUCUCCGGCAAUUGUCUGUCGCGCGAGCGCCUUUCUCGUCGCGUACGGCCGCGAUAACAGAUCACCUACAUUCCCUUUUUACGGUGCACACGAACGCGCCCAGCGCGUUCGAUAUUCGGAGGAUUUUUCGUCGCCCGUAGCUCGACCAUUGACAGCAGGCAUCGCGUUGGUAUCGCGAAUCGCGAGUAGAAAUCCACGCUGAGAUCCCUCACUCGGGCCGUCUCUACCCUCCCGACUUCGAUUUCUCCGUUGCCAGAUAAAUCCUGCCCGCGAGGUCGCCGAGGAUCGAUCAUCGUGACCUAACCUAAGCUAACCUUGAAGGCGUGAACUUAUUCAUCGCUAACUCCGAUCGCGAGAGACGUGAGAUUCUAACGUGACACCGCGAGUACUGUCCAGUGGACAUCGAUCCCCCAAAAUGAGCACUCCUCAGACUCCAGGUAUGGACCCCUGGGUGAUCCAACCAAGAGAAAGACUAAGAUACCAAGAGCAAUUUGACUCGUUGAAACCGAUCAAUGGAAUUGUCACCGGCGAGCAGGCGAAAGGAUUCCUCCUCAGAUCUCAACUCCAGCCUGCUAUUCUCGGACAGAUAUGGGCAUUAUCGGAUACAGACGCGGACGGGAAGAUGGAUAUAAACGAGUUCAGUAUUGCGUGCAAGUUGAUCAAUUUGAAACUGCGCGGUUUCGAAAUUCCCAACGUACUGCCACCUGUUCUUAUACAGAGCUUGAAGUCUUUCCCGACCGGCGACGCUAACCUGACUGGAUUGCCGAAUGGUUCUACCGUUCCAAGCAACCUUAGCUCUCUAGUAAAUUUAAGCGGACCUCAACCGAUGGUAUCUCAGACCGUAGCAAGCGCGAUACCCACGGCUGGAAGUACCCUUAUAGCAUUACAACAAAAUAGACAGAAUGUGGCUUCAAGCACACAUGCCACAACUCAUAUACCGUCUAAGCCACCCGCUCGACCCGCGCCACCUUCUGUGGGAAUCGCACCUCCCCUCAAUACCACAUCCGGUGGUCCCCCGCAAAGACCUGCACCACCUGCAAGUAUCGGGAAUAAUUUUACGGCAACGACGGGUGGCCCGCCACCAAAACCAUCACCACCCUCGUUUCCAAAUAGUCCUGUUGCAGUAGGAAUCUCACCCCCAAUGAAAGUUACGAGUUCCGUCAUUGGUCCCUCGUCUGUUGGUUCUUCGUCUCCAUCUCUACCUGCCUCUGGAAUAGGUAUCCCAUCAGCGGCGCCUAUCGCCCCUUUAAACACAACUCCCGUACCAAUGGCUGCCUUUAAUAUGGCACAACCAAUGCCGACACAGCCUAUAGGCAUGGUUAGUGCAGGUAUGAUUGCUCCCAUGACCGGCAUUCCUAAUAUGGUGCCAUCCAUUGGAUCAAUAAAUACUGGUACUGGAGUUGCUCCAUCAGUAGCGUUACCAUUAGUAUCCUCGACAACUGCAAACGGUGCAUUGGUCAACGGCGCGAUAACACAAACGCCAGUAUCCACGAAUACACCUUUGAGCACAACAGCACGUCCACCAAGUAUAGACAGAAUAGGCUCCAUGGAUUCGCAGCACUCGGUUGGCUCCCCGCAGUCUACGGAAUGGGCGGUGCCGCAUCAGACCAAAUUAAAAUAUACUCAGAUGUUUAAUACUUGUGACCGAACGAGAUCUGGCUUUUUAUCUGGGCCUCAAGCAAGAAAUAUCAUGGUGCAGUCGCAACUGCCACAAAACAUACUCGCUCAGAUAUGGGCUCUAUCCGAUAUGGAUUCGGAUGGACGUUUAGGUUCCGAGGAAUUUGUGCUUGCGAUGCAUCUUUGCGAUGUCGCUAAAACCGGCGAAACUAUACCUCCGACGCUUCCACUAGAACUUAUUCCACCCACAUUUAGACGGCAACGUCAGAGCAGUUUAACGCUAUCUCAAAAUGCAACGGAAAAUAUCGAUCCACUGGCGGGCAUGCCGCAGACUUCAUUCGAAGAUAAACGUAAAGAGAACUUCGAGAAAGGUCAAGCGGAAUUAGAACGUAGGCGUAAAGCGUUAUUAGAGAUUCAGCGAAAGGAACAGGAAGAACGGGAGCGCAAAGAGAGGGAGGAGGCCGAGAAACAGGAGAAAAUAAGACUGGAGCAGGAGAGGCGUAGACAGGCGGAAAUCGAGAAACAAAUGCAGAGGCAAAAGGAGAUUGAACAGGAGAAGGAGGAACAGCGAAAACGUGCGCAGGAACAAAAAGAGGCAGCACGCAAGGAAAUGGAGAGGCAACGGCAAUUGGAGUGGGAAAAACAGAAAUCGCAAGAAUUGCAAGCACAAAGGCAAAAAGAGCAGGACAUUCUUCUCAAGUUGAAAGCUAAGAAUCAGACCUUGACCAUCGAACUUGGAACACUUAACGACAAAGUAAAGGAAUUGUCACAAAAGAUUUGUGAUACUCGGGUAGGAGUGUCGGGUGUCAAAACGACUAUCGAUGGCAUGAGAUCAACGAGAGACACGCAGCUACAGGAAAUGGCCGCGUUAAAGAAUAAACUUCGGGAACAAAAUCAAAGAUUGCUAGCGUUGAGUCAAGAGAAGGCGCGUAUCGAGGCGAGAAAUAAGAUCAAUGCGGCGCAAGAUGCAGCCGGGCAAGAGGCUAUUAAAAUGGCGUUUGACAAUAAACAAAUUACUCUUAAGCAGAUGAAAGACAAAAUAGCAGAUUUACAGCAGCAGAUUGAUUCUAAGAUGUCCGAUAUUGAAAAUAAUAAUGGUCAGCUUGAGGAUAUUAAGACACAAAUGAAAAAUCUAGUAGGGGAUUGUAAAACACUCUACGUCACUUUCGAUGAAAAGAAGAAGAAAGUAAUCGAACUUCGGUCAGGUGGUAAUGCCUCGGCUGCCGACUUUGCCACGUCCGCAUGGGGAGACAGCGGUUGGGGAGAACCUCCUUCCAGCGACACAGCUUGGCCUGUCAAUGAAGACACUACUGCAAGCUCAGUGAAUGAAGCUGACGUUAUAGGCGUCCGCAAAUACAGAGCUCUUUACGAAUUUGUGGCGCGAAAUCAAGACGAGAUAUCGUUUCAACCUGGCGAUAUUAUACUGGUACCACCUGUGCAAAAUGCUGAACCGGGAUGGAUGGCGGGAGAAAUUCGUGGUCACACCGGCUGGUUUCCCGAAUCUUACGUGGAGCCGGUGGAUACUGGUGCAACUACUGACUUGGACAACGAACGUACUUUCAUACAACAAGACAGCGUAGAGAAGAGAACGUUAGAAGGAAUAGCGGAGGUUCCCGAGAACGUAUCCGACGCGGGAUCAUUAGGGGGAGAAGCCCCGGUAGUGGAAGCUAUUAUACCUACGUUAGGAUUAGGUACAUCUUGCAAUAUACAAGUCACCGCUUUGUUUCCUUAUCGACCUACUAUGGAGCAACAUCUUUCUUUCGAAAAAGGAGAAACUAUCACUGUUACUGAGCAGCAGGACGACUGGUGGUACGGUUCAUCCAGCACUAGAAAUAAGGGUUGGUUCCCCAAGUCGUACGUGAGAGAAGUAAUCGCAAGUAGCAAAGACACUGCUGUUGACGGUCUUAAUGAAUAUUACGUUGCCCUUUACCGAUACGAUUCGUCCGAAGCCGGCGAUCUUAAUUUCAAUCAAGGGGACGUUAUGGUAGUUACGAAGAAGGACGGCGAAUGGUGGACUGGUUGUAUAGGGAACAAAAGCGGAAUCUUUCCAUCUAAUUACGUGGAGAAGUGCGACGCUCCCAAUCAAGGUGCGCCUACUAACGUUCAGUCUGCCGUUGCUGCAACUGCGGGAAUAAAGGACGAAGCUGAUAUCUCGACGACCGCAGGAUUGCAAGUAGAGAAAACGGCGGAGCAGCUAGAAGACGAGAGAGCAGCUGCUGAGGAUAGAGCGGAAUUACCGGACUUUACUGCUAUGGCCGCACAGCAGUAUUACAAGAGAGGAAGAAAACCAGAAAUUGUUCAAGUUAUCGCACCCUACCAAGCAACAAGUUCAGAACAGUUAGACUUGCAAAGAGGACAAUUAAUAAUGAUUCGUAAAAAGACUGAUAGUGGUUGGUGGGAAGGAGAGCUUCAGGCACGCGGUAAAAAGAGACAAGUUGGUUGGUUCCCGGCAACUUAUGUUAAACCCUUAACCAGUAGCAGUAAUAGAAGUACACCUGUCUCACAUGGAUAUCAAGAUUCUCCAACGGAUCCGAAUAUUGAACGCGUUAUGGCUCUGUAUCCCUACCAAGCUCAAAAUGAGGAUGAAUUGAGCUUCGAAAAAGGCGACGUUAUAUCGGUACUUGCUAAGGAAGAGGCGUCAUGGUGGAGGGGUGAAUUGAACGGUGUAUCCGGCGUCUUUCCGAGCAACUACGUAUCACCUAUGUCGAAUGAAUUGAUGAUCGAUACAAUGAUGUAUCACGAUCCCAUGGAGAGAAAACGUCAGGAACAUAUCAAAGAGUUAAUUGUAACUGAACAAGCUUACAUAGAGGACAUGAGACUAGUACAUGAGGUGUUUGAGAAACCGUUAAUCGAAAGUUUAGUCCUAAGUGUCGACGAGAUAGAGAGAAUAUUUAUCAAUUGGAGAGAUAUUAUUGCAUGUAACGAUAAUUUCUUGAGGACUCUAAGGAUACGAAGGGAUAACAGCUAUAACGGGGUAGUUCGAAUGAUCGGUGAUAUACUGUGCGAAAAUAUACCUAGGAUGUCGGCUUACAUAAGAUUUUGCAGCUGCCAAAUAUCUGCUGCGACGUAUCUGCAACGUUUGACGGAGACCUUGCCGGAAUUCGUUCAGGUCGCGCAGGCAUGUCAGCAAGACCCGCGUACGAAGGGAAUGCCGCUGAGCUCGUUUUUGAUUAAGCCGAUGCAAAGGAUAACAAAAUAUCCGCUCAUCAUCAACAAAAUUUUAGAACAUACGCCGGUCGAUCAUCCCGACAGGCAGUAUCUGCAGGAAGCCCUGGCCAAAUCCGAGGAGUUUUGUACUCAGGUAAACGAAGGCGUUAGGGAAAAGGAAAAUAGCGACAGACUGGAAUGGCUACAAACUCACGUUUUAUGCGACGGUCUUGAAGAACAGCUCAUCUUCAAUUCCUUGACGAAUUCCUUAGGACCGCGAAAACUGUUACAUUUCGGUAUACUUCAUAAGUCAAAAAGCGGUAAAGAACUCGUCGGCUUCCUCACGAAUGACUUUCUACUAUUCGUUCAACCAAUGAAAUUCUCCUUGAAUUGUCAACAAUUUUCAUUCGACCGUAAUGAGCAUCAAAAAUUUAAGAUGUACAGGAAGCCGAUAUUUCUCAACGAAUUGUCUUUGUCCGGAGAAAGCGACGGAAACAGUAGCCUGAGCGGAAGUGACGCAGCGGACAAUUCAUCGAAAACUCUAAGACUGAAAGAUCAAAAGAAGCCAAUAAUAUUAUUAGCGCCGUCUGCAAAUGAAUGUUCAUUGUGGUCGAAACGAAUCGUAGAAGCGCGCAGGAGGUUUUUGGAGAACGAGAAGAAUUGCCUGCAAAGACAGCGGUCAAAACAGGCGCAAUUUGGGGCGUGCGGCAGAAUUCUCGUCACUGUGCUCGAAGGCUUCAACUUGAAAGCUCCAUCCGUUUGCGAGAGACUUCCACAAGGUAGGCUGAUGCUAGUAGUUAUGGAGGCUGAAGAUCUUGCCAUUGGCGUGAAAGGAAAGUGUAAUGCAUUCUGCAAAGUGUCUAUGGGCUCUCAAGAAGAAAGAACGAGUGUCGUAUCCGGAAGUGAUUGUCCUUUGUGGGAUGCUUCGAUGCAAUUCCAAGUAAAAGAUUUGAUCGAAGAUACUCUCUGCAUCACCGUAUUCGACAAAGGAUACUAUAGUCCUGACGAGUUCCUUGGUCGCGCUGAGAUCAGAGUGGCUGACAUAAUGAGAGACAGCAAAAAUUCUUGCGGGCCAAUCCAAAAGAGGAUUAAGUUGCAUGAAGUCGAAAGCGGCGACGUCGUUCUCAAGCUUGACCUUCGACUGUUUGGAUAAGACUGUUUAGUAGACAAGAGCUUCUAAUCUAAAAGUACGCAUUUAUAUAAAAAUAUAUAUAAGUAUAUAUAUAUAUAUAUAAGACUUGUAUAAUGAAGUACGUAAUAGAGAAAAGAUCGUAAGAUAGAAAAAA
Molecule: messenger RNA, 6504 nt
Organism: Wasmannia auropunctata (little fire ant)
Lineage: Eukaryota; Metazoa; Arthropoda; Insecta; Hymenoptera; Formicidae
Gene: Dap160
Product: intersectin-1
Exons: 36
Coding region: 870-6371 (1833 amino acids)
Biological process (GO): positive regulation of Rho protein signal transduction
Molecular function (GO): guanyl-nucleotide exchange factor activity; calcium ion binding; protein binding
Source: RefSeq, a predicted model, not a curated record